AAGCAUCAUCGCCGACAGAUUGGCCAGAUUGACACUUCACCGUCGCUUCAGCUACUAAACAGAAAGAACAGUCACUCAUUUGGACCAUUUCCAGCCAUGCUCCGAGCAUGAUAGCCGCGUCUGCUCGAUGCCUUCUCCGCCCGACUCGCCUCCCCUCCCUCCACCAGUCCCCGUCGAAACCCAUCCGUACCGAGUGGGCGGGUCACCGUCUCCUCUGGAGCAGCGAGCUCUUCCGGACCCGACCCGGCUCGCGCCCGAAGAUGCCUACUUUGCUCCAUCGCUUCUCCGGGCUCGUUCUGCCCAUGCGGAUUUUGAUGAAUCGCUCGAAUCGCUGAAUGAUGGCGCCCCCGAUAGUGUUGCGGACUUGCGAUCACCGCCCGACGCACGCAAGGUGAGGGGGACAAGCCGACGGAGGAGAAGAAAGGGGGCGUGGAAGAAGCUACUAUGGGUGAAGCAAUCAUACCCGGAUAAUUACACCGACACUGAGACCUUUCUUGACCACCUUCAACGAAAUCCGCGAGUGCGGCCCUACGACUUUUGGCCAUUGGUGGCGGAUUCUACGGUGAUUGUACAACAUGUCUGCUCGGUGGCUAUCUUUGUGUGUUGUUUUGUCGGGAUUGUGCAGGGGAGAGUGAGCCCGGUUUCGGUCGUUUGUUGGAGCAGUUCUGGGACGGCCCUGGGUUGGAUUCUGUGGGACUCAUGGGCUUGGAAGGAACAUAGGGAUGGUUCGCAUGCUGCUGAUGCUGUGGAGGGCGAUGAUGGUUCCAGUUCGAGCUCCAUGGCGAGCUCGGUCAAUCCGUCUGCUGCUGGAUCGCGGUCAAACGUUCAGAAGGAGGGUCAGGUUCAUGGACUUGGACUUACAAUGAGUGAGCCUAAUGAACCGCUGCGAGGACGUGCAGACUUUAAUGGGGAUAAUGGCAUGCUGGAUCCGUCACCCAGCGCGACUCAUACGGGUACCUCCCACGAGGCCAGAUCGUUGCUUCUAUCUUCGCGGAAUCGCCAGAGACUCACCACGGUCAAGUCGGCGUUUCUCAUUUACUUUGCGUUGCUUGGGCUCAGUCCGAUUCUGAAAUCCCUGACCAAGUCCACGGCCAGUGAUUCGAUUUGGGCGAUGAGUUGCUGGCUGCUGAUCAUGAACAUUUUUUCCUUUGACUAUGGAAGCGGGGAGGGCGCAGGCGCCACCAAGUUCCCAGCUUCUUUGUCUACCAACGCAGCUGUGAUGGCGUCGACCGUGCUUGCGUCUCGGUUGCCGUCGACAACGCACGUGUUCAGUUUGAUGCUCUUUUCGAUGGAGGUGUUUGGUUUGUUCCCGAUCUUCCGUCGACAGCUGCGUCAUAUUUCCUGGACCGGACAUGUGCUUCUGACUCUGGCGCUGGUGAUUGCCGCCGGAGGAGCUGUUGGGACGACUCUGCGCGGAGGAUGGGCAGCGGCCGUUGUUGGCUCUAUCCUGGGCAGCAUCUUGACGGCUCUGGCGAUGGGAGGCUGUAGCUGGUGGUUGAUCAGCCUUCAGAAAUACAAAAACGUGGUAACGGGGCCUUGGGAUCCAGCGCGCCCUAUUAUACGGCGACAUUGGGAUUGAUGAUUGUGCACUUGAUUCUGGAGAACCUUUAUCUUCACGAUACCCCGUUGUUGUUGAUAUCUGCUAUCUAAUAUGUAUAUCUUAAUUUACUGAUCUUAUGUCUUCCAAUUGGAAUCUACCUAACUGUCUGC
Aspergillus wentii DTO 134E9 is the source of this 1710-nucleotide messenger RNA. RefSeq names its product phosphatidylinositol N-acetylglucosaminyltransferase (gene pigc). The transcript has 2 exons. Gene Ontology annotation, biological process: GPI anchor biosynthetic process. The coding region runs from base 128 to 1579 and encodes 483 amino acids. Gene Ontology annotation, cellular component: membrane; glycosylphosphatidylinositol-N-acetylglucosaminyltransferase (GPI-GnT) complex. The record is from RefSeq and is a predicted model, not a curated record. NCBI's taxonomy places the organism in Eukaryota, Fungi, Ascomycota, Eurotiomycetes, Eurotiales, Aspergillaceae.